Agrilus planipennis (emerald ash borer) is the source of this 4540-nucleotide messenger RNA. Its product is annotated as biorientation of chromosomes in cell division protein 1-like 1. The transcript has 6 exons. Lineage: Eukaryota; Metazoa; Arthropoda; Insecta; Coleoptera; Buprestidae. The record is from RefSeq and is a predicted model, not a curated record. Bases 422 to 3817 code for a protein of 1131 amino acids.
GCACUCAUGAUUUUAUCGAAAGCAUGACAAUCCUGGCGAAUUACUUCAAAUGCAGUUACUAUUAUUGAGGCGUUCUAAAAACCAGGAAAUAACAAGUACCUUAGAAUUAUUAAUCAUUUGUUAGGAUCCGAAAUGCAUUUUAAUUUUUUUUUUAAUUUUUAAAAAUUGUGGAAUAGUGUGUAUGCACUGGUGUGGAUAUUCACUGACAGCGGGAUAUUUAAUUACUAUUUAGAUAUUACAAAUGUCAAUGUCAGACGUCAAACAUAAACGUCAGUGAUGUUAAUUACGACGCUACAUAAUAAUAAUUUGUCUGUUGUGAUUAAGAAGUUUUUUCUAUAAUAUAGUAUUUUAGUUUUUAUAAAAAUUGUGUGAAACUAGUAUGUAAUUAUUUCAUUAGUUUGUUGUUUUGUGUGAAAGUAGUAUGGAAAUAAUUGGAACCAAUUUUGUGCCUGGGGAUCCCAGGCUUAUUGACCAUAUAGUAUACGAAUUAAAAGCACAAGGGAUUUUUGACCAAUUUCGUAAAGAAUGCAUAGCCGAUGUGGAUACAAAACCUGCCUAUCAAAAUUUAAGGCAAAGGGUUGAAAGUAAUGUAACCAACUUUCUUAACAGCCAGAAGUGGAGUGCUGAGUUGAAUAAAAAUCAAGUUCGUGAAAUGCUUCGAAAAGACAUUUCAGAAUCAGGUUUUCUAGAAACUGGUGUAGAAAGAAUAGUUGAUCAAGUUGUUAAUCCUAAAAUAAACACAGUCUUCCUGCCACAAGUGGAGAAUGUAGUCUACAAAUUCCUUGGAAUAGAGAAACCUACUAGUAAAGAGGAAACAACUAAAGAAAGCAAGGAUACCAAACCACUCCAUAUAAAUAUUUCCCAAAAUGAUCUUCUCCCUAAUGAUUUGGAAGCUAUAUCUCCAGAGUCAGAGACAACAGAGAAAAAAAAUGACCAAAGGUUUGAUUCAGAAAAAAAUGAUGAAAACAAAAUAGAUGAAGAUGAAUCACCUCCCUUCGAACCCUUAGAAGGAAGUAUUCCCCAGACAAAUCUGGAUGAAAAUUCUGUUGAUAGUCAUUUAUCAGGUUUAAUGAGUCAAGAUUCCAAUCAUAGUGAAAGUAAAUUCAAACCUGAUAAUUCGAAUCAGGAUUCUCAGUUCUCUAAACAAAGUUCAGGAGAUGGCCAUUUAUCUAUGGAUAUAAGUGAAGAUUCAUCUCACUCAAGAACAAAGUGGAUGGAAAUUGACAGCAAGUCUGAUCCAAAUUCUAACUCUUUCAAUUUCAACUUAAAUGAUAAUGAGAAUAAAUUCCAAAUCAAUUCAACAGCAGAGCAGCCAGUAAAAGAAGAUAUCAGUGAAAACAAUAAAGAAGAGGAGAAUUAUAAUGAAAAUAAAUUAAAUGAAAUAACAGACAAUAAAUUGGAUCAGGUUAAUGCAGAAGAGAAUAAAGAAACAGAAAAUGGAAAAUCAAAAAGUGAAGAUAAGAAGUCUGAAAAGUAUAAAAGUUCAGAUAAGCAUAAAUCACGACAUGAAAAAAGCAAAGAAAAAGACAGAAAGGACAGAGAAAAGAAAGAUAAAAGUACCUCAAAGGAGUCUAAAGAACGUAAAAGUGAAAAAGAUAAAAGUAAGAGUGAUAAAGAUAAAAUAAAAAACAGUAAAUCUGAAAAAGAUAAAACCAAAAGUGAUAAAGAAAAAGAUCAUAAACAUAAAAUAAAAUCAGAUAAGGAUCAGAAUGAGGGUGAAAAGCCUGAUAAAGAUAAAACUAAAUCUGAAAAACAAAGAGAUAAAGGUAAAUCUGAAAAAGAUAAGUCAAGAGAUGAUAAGAGUAAAUCAAAAGAUAGUAGAGACAAGUCUAAAGAUGGGAAGGCUAAAAUCAAGGACAAGGAAAGUGAAAAGAAAGAAAGCAAACAUAAAACUGAUAGGUCUGAUGAGACCAAAGAGAAAUCAUCAAGCAGUAAAUACAAAAGUAGCAGUAAAGACAUUGAUCAGAAAGAGAAGAGUUCAAAAAGUAGAACUAAAUCUGAAAAUGGACCAGAUCACAAGGCAAAAUCUGAUUCAAAACAAAAGAAAAAAAGCGAUUCAAAAAAUUCUGAAGAUUCUACUAGAGGGAAAGAAAUUAGUAAACAUAAAAAAGAUGAAAAACGGGAUAAAAGCAAGGAUUCUAAACGGGACUCUAAACGGAGCAGUAAAGAUGACCAUUAUGGAUCAAAAGGGAAGAAAUGGGACCGUCGAUCCACCGAUAGGGACUCAAGUGACGGCCGAUCAGGGAAUUAUAGUUCUCAAAGUUCAUUUUCUGAAACACCUCAGAAACAAACCAGCGUCCAGGAGUCGUCCAAUUCUGGUUCCGGAUCCGGAGAUUCUGGAAAUUCAGACGACACAGAAGUCAUGCAAGAUUCCUCCAACUACCAAUGUCAAAACAUGGACGAAAUCGCUGUUUUCACCAACUCUCAGCAUGUUGGUGAUAAUGUUCAAGUACCUGAAAUGCAAGUGAAACUUAUUAAACCGAAAUUCGCCUCAAACAUUUAUGAAGCUAUGAGAUUAAUGAAAAUUAGAAAGCAACUGCACAAACUUGAAAAGCAAAAUCAACUGAAUUGUUUCAACAAUUUCAACAAGACCACUUUGCUCUCUUCUGAUAAUGAUAAAAAUCAUAAAACAAAAAAUAAGAUAGACGAAUCAGAACAAGAUGGAGGUGAUAAGAAUAAAGAAACUGAAGACAAAGAAAAGACUGACGAACUGGUGCCUCCUCCUCUUGCUAACCAGGUGAUAACUAAAGAAAGUUGGGACGCUUUAGAGGCGAAAUUGGCCGUUCAACAAAAUCUAUUAACAACAAACAUCACCGAGAGUAACGACAAGGAAAAUUCUUACAGAGAUAGCGAAGAUAUGGAUACAAACGAAACUCCCAAUACACAAACUGAUAAGGAAAAAUCUUCCGUGGCUGUAGAGCCAGGAAAUUCGAAUAAGAAAACUGAUAAUUCGUCGAAAGAAACACAAAAACCGGAAGAGGAACAAAAGCGAGCCGAAACAUCAAAGGAAAUGGAAAUAAAAUCAGAAGAAAUCGAGAAUAAGUGUUGCAGUAAUGAGGAAUUAUCAGUCACAAUAAGAUCAAGAGCAGAAGAAAAGGCGGAAAAGUCAUCAACCGCUGAAGAAACUGAAGACACGAUAAAUAUUUCCCAUUUGAAUCGUAAUUGUUCCACAGACACGGAUAAUUUGACCCAUCUGAAGACCUCUUUGGAAAAACUCGAGCAAGACAUAAGUCUUAUCACUUCGAUUGUUAAUAAGCGUCAACAAAAACCAACGGAAACCCAAGAAGAAAUCGCUACAGUAAAACGAAAUGUUCUUAGCGAUUCCAAUGUCGUAGUGGCUGAUGGUAAAAACAAGAAGCAACAGGUGUACGCUGAUGAUAAGCAAGUGCCUAGUAAACCUGCCUCUAAAAGGGGCCGGAAACGAAAGGAGAGUUGCCUGGGACCUUGCGACCAUCAUAAUAAUAACAAAAUUGAAAACCACGUCGUCAACACGGACACUGCAUCAAUUGCACAACUGAAUCACAAAGUUCAAAAUAACACGAUAUCUAUAAAUUCGAAAAUUCCAGCUAAAAAGAAGAAACCCAAUGGAAAUGGAGUCGUAACAACUGACGUCAAGCUGGAUCUGUGCUCUAUGGACGGACAAAAACCAGUUAAAAACGGGAAAAAGGAAACGGAACUACCGAAAACUACAAAGAGAAAAAAUACCACUGAACGACUGUCAGCGAAUUUGCAAAGGUACUCUAGCGAUGAUCUCUACAAACCACGCCUUAAUUUUAAUUCCAGGAGAAGAUCAGCGCGGGCGUUAGGGAACGACUAGCCCUUGUUUAAUAAUUUUAUAAUUGUAAUAUAGUUCGUGUACUAACUGUUGUACAUUACAUCGUCAUUAAUUAUAUUAUGUAUAUAUAAUUUUCAUUCCUACAACGUACGACAUUACUUAUAGUGUGUACUUGAUUGUAAUAUUGUUUUGUACAUAGUACUCAUAUUUAUCGACAGUUGUGUUUUAUUUUUGUAAAAUACGCUGUUUUUAUGAUUUUAAUGCUAUUUGUAUGAAGACGUAUCAGGCUUCCUUAACCAAGGUAAUAAUUUUAAUUGAUUUAAUCAACAGUAAUUGGAAAAUUGCCCGUAUGUCGAUUUAAUUAUUGUUUUGAAAAUUUUUAGAAACAAACAAAUUAUAAAUGAAGACUUUAAAAAUAAAAAAAAAUACAAAACUAUUUAAAUAAAGUAGGCAUUAAUGGAAAAAGGUUUUAUCAUGGAGGCAAUAAGAUAACGUGGAUUUUAACAUUGUAUUACCAUUUAAAUCUUGUAGUCUAUUUUCAUAUAAAGCGAAUAUUUUUCGAAUUAGCAUUGUAAAAAUUAAAUUAUUUUAUUGUAACUUAUUGGUACAGAUGUUUUGCUUUGGCACCGGUUUACUUUUUUUUCAAGUUUCACCUCAAACAUUUUUUUGUAUUCUGUCACCCUGUAUAUCUUUUGUUUUGUCCCUAACAACCUACUUGACAUUGGAAAUCAAAAAUUUAAAUACGUAACGUUUUGUAAAAAAAAA